Dipodomys ordii (Ord's kangaroo rat) is the source of this 828-nucleotide messenger RNA. It is a transcript of the gene Olig1, whose product is annotated as oligodendrocyte transcription factor 1. The record is from RefSeq and is a predicted model, not a curated record. Gene Ontology annotation, molecular function: protein dimerization activity. Lineage: Eukaryota; Metazoa; Chordata; Mammalia; Rodentia; Heteromyidae. The coding region runs from base 34 to 828 and encodes 264 amino acids. The transcript has a single exon.
CCGUCGGCCGCCCCUACCGUCCCCCGCCCCCAGAUGUACUAUGCGAUUUCCGAGGCUCGCGUGAACGCGGUCCCCCCGACCAUGCUACGGCCGCAGCGGCCUGGAGACCUGCAGAUCGGGGCCUCCCUGUACGAACUGGUGGGCUACCGGCAGCCUCCUUCCUCCUCCACUUCCUCCUCCUCCUCUUCCUCUUCCAUGACGGCGCCCCUCCUCCCCAAGGCUGCGCGCGAGAAACCAGAGGCGCCCGCCGAGCUGCCCCGCACGGGAUCUGGCGCGCACGCGUGCGGCGGAGCCCGAGCGGACCCGAAAGAGGAGCAGCAGCAGCAGCUGCGACGCAAGAUCAACAGCCGCGAGCGGAAGCGCAUGCAGGACCUGAACCUGGCCAUGGACGCGCUGCGCGAGGUCAUCCUGCCCUACUCCGCGGCGCACUGCCAGGGCGCGCCGGGCCGCAAGCUCUCCAAGAUCGCCACGCUGCUGCUCGCCCGCAACUACAUCCUGCUGCUGGGCAGCUCGCUGCAGGAGCUGCGCCGCGCGCUGGGCGAGGGCGCGGGGCCCGCCGCGCCGCGCCUGCUCCUGGCCGGCCUGCCCCUGCUCGCCGCCGCGCCCGGCUCCGUGCUGCUGGCCCCCGGGGCCGUGGGGCCUCCCGACGCGCUGCGCCCGGCCAAGUACCUAUCCUUGGCGCUCGACGAGCCACCGUGCGGCCAGUUCUCGCUCCCCGGAGGUGGUGCGGCAGGCUCUGGCCUUUGCACCUGCGCCGUGUGCAAGUUCCCGCACCUGGUCCCCGCCGGCUUGGGCCUGGCGGCUGUGCAGGCUCAGUUCUCCAAGUGA